AUGGCUACUAGUUUUUUAUACAAGCUGACUGAAUUGGCUGCUUACACGUCGGCCGUUGCCGCAGAGGCAUAUCAAACUAUAACGGGUCCGGCAGAGAAACAGAGAAGUAACUCGUAUAGCGAAUAUCAUGAUGUGAUGCAGAUUAAAGCUGAUGACAACGAAAUGAUGGACGUUGACAACAAGAGAAAUGUCUGGGCUUCUGUCAAUAAUGUUGAUGAUGAAGAACCUCCGCCGCCAUAUGAUAGUUCGUGGAGAAUGCCUUCUCCCUCGGCUCAAAACCUACCAUCUACAGUUGAUGCCUCUUCUCCAUCAAGAGUUCAGUUCAAUACUCCCCAACCACAAUCCCGCCGUCGACAAAUUCGCAUUCGCCGUGGGACUCGCCGUCCUCUUCGUCGAAAAUCAUCUUCUCAAGACCUUCGUGAAAGCUCGGUUAAAUUUGAUGACGAAGAUGACCUAUUCUUAAAAUUCAACUGCAAGCUCGCAGACAUGAUUGCAGAAGGUAGAGCAGCAUUGACUAGUACGGUUGAUGUGACAGAAGUAGAAAUGAUGAUGGCCGAAGAACGAGAACGAGAAGAAAAGAUAAGGCGAGAUUUGGGAAUACAGACGCCGAUAUCUCGGAGACGACGGACGGGCAGUUCGAGUAGUGACAUCGAUUACUUUGCAGCUUCGCAUAUCGACAAUACAUCGUCACCUGUUACGUACACUUCCCCGAGCACAGUUUCAGAUUAUAGCUACUCUUCGCUUACUUCUUCGCCAAUAUCAUACACAUCCAGCGGGUUUUCUGGAUUGAAUAGUAGUUCGCCGGCAUCUGCGUACUCUGCAUAUUCAAAUUCUUAUUCGUCAUCAACGGGCAAGUUUGAUCGAAUAGCGGGGAGUAGCUUGGGAAGCCGUUCAUAUUCGAGCAUGAAAAUUUCUUCAGUGAAGGAGGGUAGAUUGGGAGUGGGAAGAGGAAUGGGAGUGAAAGAGUGA
Messenger RNA from Paraglomus occultum, 969 nucleotides. Lineage: Eukaryota; Fungi; Glomeromycota; Glomeromycetes; Paraglomerales; Paraglomeraceae. The record is from the annotation of a GenBank genome assembly.